Molecule: messenger RNA, 1425 nt
Organism: Uncinocarpus reesii 1704
Lineage: Eukaryota; Fungi; Ascomycota; Eurotiomycetes; Onygenales; Onygenaceae
Product: importin alpha subunit
Exons: 4
Coding region: 1-1425 (474 amino acids)
Biological process (GO): NLS-bearing protein import into nucleus
Cellular component (GO): nucleus; nucleoplasm; cytoplasm
Molecular function (GO): protein binding; nuclear import signal receptor activity
Source: RefSeq, a predicted model, not a curated record
AUGGCUGACCGAUAUAUUCCGGAGCAUCGUCGCACCCAAUUCAAAGCUAAGAGCUCCUUCAAACCCGAAGACCUCCGUCGCCGUCGCGGGGAGCAGCAGAUUGAGAUUCGAAAACAGAGAAGAGAAGAAAAUCUCGCCAAACGUCGAGGCAUUCAGACUCGCGAUGGACAAGUCGGUGUGGAGCCUCACAUGGGCCUAGAUAGCGAUGAGGAGGGUGCUCCUAUUGAAACUGAGCUUGAUUCGGAGCUUCCGGAGAUGGUCAAGGGCGUUUUCUCGGACAAGAUUGAAGAACAGAUCCAAGCGACGACCAAGUUUCGAAAAUUGCUCUCCAAGGAGCGCAAUCCUCCAAUCGAACGCGUUAUCGAAACCGGUGUUACUUAUUCUCGGCGCCCGGGAUCCCUACCGCCCGCUUUGGCCUUGGAUCAGUCUGAAGUAGGCAGAGUCAGCAUGCUUCGUAAACGCUACCUGGACCCUUCAGCAACUUCUGUCGUGCAAAGACGUCCCCAGCCUGACUUGGCCAACGCCCUGCCAGUCCUGGCAAAGCUCGUCUACAUGUUCGACGAUGAAGUUCUAAUUGAUGCUUGCUGGGCCAUUUCAUAUUUGUCCGACGGCGCAAACGAUAAGAUUCAAGCUGUGAUCGAAGCCGGCAUUCCUCGGCGCCUGGUGGAACUCCUGAACCACGCAUCCACCUCGGUGCAAACCCCUGCUCUUCGAUCCGUUGGCAACAUUGUGACCGGUGAUGAUAUCCAAACUCAAGUGAUUAUCAACUGUGGUGCCCUACCUGCACUUCUCUCUCUCCUCAGCUCGACCAAAGAUGGCAUCCGCAAGGAAGCUUGCUGGACUAUCUCCAACAUCACUGCUGGAAACUCCACCCAAAUCCAAGCCGUCAUUGAUGCUAACAUUAUUCCUCCGCUCAUUAACCUCUUGUCCAAUGGAGAUUUCAAGACCAGAAAGGAAGCUUGCUGGGCCAUCUCAAAUGCUACUUCAGGCGGUCUUCAGAAACCUGACCAGAUCCGCUACCUCGUCUCUAGAGGGUGCAUCAAGCCACUGUGCGAUCUCCUUGCCUGUCCUGAUAACAAGAUCAUUCAAGUGGCUCUCGAUGGUCUUGAACACAUUCUCAAGGUUGGAGAGCUUGACAAGGAAUCUGGCGAGAUGGGAGAAUCGAAUGUCAACCGGUACGCCUUGUUCAUCGAAGAGGCUGGUGGCGCGGAAAAGAUUCACGAGUGUCAAAACAAUGCCAACGAGGAAAUCUACAUGAAAGCAUACAAUAUCAUUGAGCGGUAUUUCUCUGAUGAAGAUGAAGCUGGCGCUGACAUCGAUGAGCUCGCACCCCACAAAACGCAGGCCGGUUUCACUCUGGGAACCAAUCAACCUCAAACUGGCGCCUUCAACUUUGCCAAUGGCGGAGAUACGAUGGACAUGUAA